GGGAGACCGGAUAUAGUGAACGCAGGGUCCGGGGAGACCGGAUACAGUGAACGCAGGGUCCGGGGAGACCGGAUAUAGUGAAUGCAGGGUCCGGGGAGACCGGAUAUAGUGAAUGCAGGGUCCGGGAGACCCAGAUAUAGUGAAUGCAGAGUCCGGGGAGACCAGGAUAUAGUGAAUGCAGGGUCCGGGGAGACCGUAUAUAGUGAAUGCAGGGUCCUAGGAAUGCAGGAUAUAGUGAAUGCAGGGUCCGGGGAGACCAGAUAUAGUGAAUGCAUGGUCCGGGGGGAGACCAGAUAUAGUGAAUGCAGGGUCUGGGGAGAGCAGCUAUAGUGAAUGCAGGGUCCGGGGAGACCAGAUAUAGUGAAUGCAGGGUCUGGGGAGAGCGGCUAUAGUGAAUGCAGGGUCCGGGGAGACCGGAUAUAGUGAAUGCAGGGUCCCGGGGAGA
This is a messenger RNA of Staurois parvus, 445 nucleotides long. NCBI's taxonomy places the organism in Eukaryota, Metazoa, Chordata, Amphibia, Anura, Ranidae. The record is from the annotation of a GenBank genome assembly.